Messenger RNA from Syzygium oleosum, 603 nucleotides. RefSeq lists its product as uncharacterized. The record is from RefSeq and is a predicted model, not a curated record. The transcript is spliced from 2 exons. Lineage: Eukaryota; Viridiplantae; Streptophyta; Magnoliopsida; Myrtales; Myrtaceae. The coding region runs from base 1 to 603 and encodes 200 amino acids.
AUGAGCAACGAAGAAAGAGGUGUAGGAAGAGUCCCAAGAAGGGGCGUAGGAAGAGGAUCGAGAGGUAGAGGUCGUGCUCGAGCUAGAGCUGUAGAGGACCUCGGAGUGGGUGCUGUAGCGAUAGAAAACCCUGGAAUUAAUGCUGGAGCUGCAGUGGACCCCAGAGUUGAUGUUAGGCCUGCAGAGAAUCCUAGAAUGGAAGCGGUCAUGAGGACCCUAGAGCAGAUUGGUGACCCUGAGGCUGCACCUCGAUGGGUAGAGGAAUUUGAGAAAGCUUUUGAAGUAUUAGAGUGCACUGAUAAUGAGAAAGUAACCCUAGCAGUAUACCAGUUGCAGGAUAACGCGAAUGAUUGGUGGAAGGCCACCAGAGAUAGAAUAUUUUCGGAAGGUACUGCCCGGACUUGGACUGCUUUUACUAAAAGUUUUUAUGAGAAGUAUUACUCGGCUAGCGCCAGGGAAAGGAAGUUAGCCGAAUUUAUGAAACUCCGCCAAGGCCUGAUGACGGUAGAUCAAUACGAGGCAAAAUUUGCGAGAUUGUCUAAGUUUGCGCCGAGAAUGGUAGAACAUCCCGAUGAUAGGCGCGAAGAUUUCGGGACGGAUUGA